This is a messenger RNA of Darwinula stevensoni, 1902 nucleotides long. Lineage: Eukaryota; Metazoa; Arthropoda; Ostracoda; Podocopida; Darwinulidae. The record is from the annotation of a GenBank genome assembly.
AUGAAAGAUGUGUUCAAGAACGCGUCGAGGGCGUUGUUCCGUGCAACAAAGGACCUGAGCUUCUUUCGAUCCGUGAAGGUGGUGAUUCCCAAGCAUUGGGACGUGGGGGAAUGUGCUAGGGGUAUCUCCUUUACCACGGGCACGCUCCCCUGGGUCCACACCCUGAGGGGAUUUCAGGUGGGGCCACCCACGCCCCGCAAUGGAGACCUCCCGUCCACCCUUCAACCCUGGGGGUGUGGCCACCCCGGCCACCACAUCUACCUCCCAUUCACCUAUUUCCUCGGCGAAGCCGGACUCGGCUUCGGGGACCCAGGUCGGAUACUGGUGCGGGAGUGGGCUAAGUACCGGUACGGGGUGUUUGAGGAAGCCGGAUACCCACAAGACCCCUUGUACCCCUCAUAUUUCACACCCUAUUUAGAAAGUGGGCCUGAAAUGGAGGCUCCCACGGGUUGUAGCAAUGGUCACGUCAAGGGAAACAGGAUUUGCUCGGGUGAUUCGUGUCACUUCCUUCCGGACAACAAGGGGUCAAACGAUGACAUCACCAGUUCUCUCAUGUCCUACCUCCCCAUCUUGCCGAACGUUGAGGAUUUCUGUGACGAAAAAAAUCACAAUGCCGAUGCCCCAACGCAGCAUAACGCACUCUGCUCCGGUAAAAGCACAUGGGAAAUUAUUUCCUCACAUCCGGACUUUUCGCAAAAUCCCGUCCCUUUGAUGGGGAAGCCUUCUGACCCAAAAUUCGAAUUCGUGAAGAGUCAGGCCCGAAAAGUGUUCCUUCUCUUAGAUGCAUCCAGUGGAGGAAAUGUCCAAUUGGAUCAGAAUCGAUGGGAGUGGACCCGCAGUUCAGUCUACCGCUUUCUGGAACUUCUCUCUCAUGAUCCAGAGCAGGUGGAGCUGUCCCUGGCCCAUUUUGCCUUGGAAAUGGAGGAAGUGCCACCGUUGAGUCCAGUGAACACCUUCGGGUUGUCCAACCCCAGACUUGUCAGCCGGUAUCCGAGUGCCAACAGGACGGCGUGCAUCGGCUGCGCUCUGGAUAAAAUUGCCCAGAUAAUCCAGGAAGGGUCGAUGAAGGGCGCCGAGGUUAUCUUGCUCACCCGGAACGCUUACCUGGACCGCCAUGACAUCGCGAUGGCAGACUGGGACAGGAUGGAGUCCGUGCUCGCCUCUUUCGACACAGUGAUCCAUUCCGUGAGCGCCGACGGACAAGAUCAGUCNAUCUUGCUCACCCGGAACGCUUACCUGGACCGCCAUGACAUCGCGAUGGCAGACUGGGACAGGAUGGAGUCCGUGCUCGCCUCUUUCGACACAGUGAUCCAUUCCGUGAGCGCCGACGGACAAGAUCAGUCCGAGGUGCGUCUGCGCAGGCGCAGCGUCCUCAGUGACCUCGUCAGGGGCUCGGGCGGUCGGGAGCUCCACCUGGACAUGACCGGUGACGUCACCGACAUGGUGGCUAUCCUCAACGCCCUGGAGGCCCUCGUGACUCCUCACUCCUCCUUCAAGGUGCUGGAAGAAGUGGGAUCCCCGUCGCAGUACGGAAAGGUGCGUGGGAGGUUCAUGCUGGAUCCGUCGCUGACGACGGCGACCUUCACCGCUUAUUACGGACAGGAACCGCGGGACGUAAAGGUGACUUCACCCUCCGGCCGGGUUCUCUCGCAGUCCCCUCGCCUCCAGGCCCACUAUCACGCUUACAUCAUCGAUAUCCCCACCAUCGACAUGGAGGAGGGGAUGUGGGAGUAUCAGGUAGACGCCUUUUCCAUGGAUCGGGUCGGAAUCGAAAUCCGGGCAAAGGCAGAUCCCGAAACAGAAAUCUCUCUUCGGGGCUCCACUUCGUGGGAUCACAUCCAGAUCCCCGAUCCACAGGUAUUCCAAACCCUCAUCACCGUCAUUCUUCUAAGGCAUUGUUGA